This is a messenger RNA of Thyridium curvatum, 4959 nucleotides long. RefSeq lists its product as uncharacterized. Bases 1 to 4959 code for a protein of 1652 amino acids. NCBI's taxonomy places the organism in Eukaryota, Fungi, Ascomycota, Sordariomycetes, Thyridiales, Thyridiaceae. Gene Ontology annotation, molecular function: oxidoreductase activity, acting on CH-OH group of donors; flavin adenine dinucleotide binding; transmembrane transporter activity. Gene Ontology annotation, cellular component: membrane. The record is from RefSeq and is a predicted model, not a curated record. The transcript is spliced from 15 exons. Gene Ontology annotation, biological process: transmembrane transport.
AUGGGCGUUCCCCCGCACGAGACCGACAAGUCCAAGGGGACGAGCUUUAGGCCCGAGAAGUACGAGGAACCCAGCUUGUUCAGACAUCUCGCCGUGCCAGUCUUCAUCUAUACAUCAGCCAUGUCGGUGAUCUUUCUUGCUAUCUUUUGGGCCUUUGGCCUCGGGGAGUCCAAGGCCAUCGCGACUCCGUCCCAGGCGCAGGUCAUCAACCAGACCUCGUUUAACGUGCUCUCCUCCGUGCCGCCACCGACCGUAGCCAACGGCACUACUCCGUUUAUCCCUCCGGGUACUUCCAAGCAGUCGCUGAUGGAAAAGCCUUUCCACAUCUACGAUGACGAGUUCAGGGCUGUCCUCGGAGACAAUCCAACUCUCUCGUUGAUUGCGCGCACCGACAAGGAUCCCAUCUUCCACGAAGCCGUUGUCUGGUCCAAGUCGACAGACGAAGCUUUCUUCGUACAAAAUGCUGGCGCCCCUGCCGCGGGUACUGGCCUCAACAAGUCCAGCAUCAUCCUCAAGAUCAACAUCUCCGAGGCAGCCGCAGUCUCGAGCCAGCGUAAUGCAUCAGGUCAAGUCAAGGUUACAACCGUCCCUUCGAACCCAAUGGUUGUCAACCCCAAUGGUGCGACGAACUACAGAGGUCAGAUCGUCUUCGCGGCCGAGGGCCAGGGCGCUGACAUUCCGUCGGCUCUGACUUUGAUGAACCCUCGCGCGCCCUACAACACUACGGUCAUCCUGAACAACUUCUUCGGUCGCCAGUUCAGCUCGCUCAACGACGCCGUGGUCCAUCCUGUCAAUAAGGAUCUGUACUUCACUGACACACUAUAUGGCUACCUCCAGGACUUCCGGCCAACGCCAGGGAUCCGAAACCAGGUUUACAGGUUCAACCAAGGCACUGGCGCGGUAACAGCCGUGGCAGACGGCUUCACCUUGCCUAAUGGUGUUACCUUCUCGCCUGACGGCAAGCGUGCCUAUGUCAGCGACACUGGCAUCAACCAUGGCUUUUUCGGGUUCAACUACUCCGACCCGGCGUCUAUCUACCAAUUCGAUGUAUUGAAAGACGGUACAUGGGAUAACCGCAAGACUUUUGCAUUUGUCGACGCAGGUGUUCCUGACGGUGUUCACUGCGAUGCGGCCGGCAACGUGUAUGCUGGCUGUGGCGACGGGGUUCAGGUUUGGAACCCCUCUGGAAAACUCAUUGGCAAGAUCUUCCUCGGCACGACGGCGGCCAACUUUCAGUUUGUCGGGGAUGGGCGUAUGGUCAUUUGUGCUGAGACAGAGCUGUACUUUGCGACGGUAGCGGCAAAGGGUGACUUCGCCGUCAACUCAGCUGAGCACGAGGAGAGCAAGCUCCCCAUCCCAUCAUGGACUCCCACAGGCAAGGGCAAGGAUGUUCCCCUCAAAUUCCCCAACAUCACUGGAACCCCCUCCACAAAUUGUCCUCUAGCACUGUCUCGAUCUUGGACGAGCUCUGUGUUGGCUUCCCAGCACCUUGUCAAGGCCAGCAGAGCUGUCGUCAAGAUGGGUUUCGAUCCGUUUCCCCAGCGAAAGUUUUUCAACAGGCAGUUGGCCUUUGCGACAACGCUCAUCGCGCUGUCGUCCUUCAACUAUGGCUUCGACAACCAAGGCUAUGCAACGACACAAGCCAUGGAUCCCUUCCAGAGGCAGUUUGGGUGGUACAAUGCCAAGACUCACAGCUACUACCUCGAGCCAUCGUGGCUGUCGCUCUUCAACAGCCUGCAGUACAUUGGCUUCGCUGCCGGCGUCUUCAUCGGCUCCCUCAUCAGCGCUCGCAUCGGGCGCCGGUGGUGCAUCACCAUCAUGAGCCUCUGGGCCCUCUGCACGGCGACCAUCGCCAUCACCUCGCAACACCGCGAGCAGAUCAUGGCCUCCCGCAUCCUCAACUACGUCUACAUCGGCAUCGAGCUCUCCGUCGUCCCGGUCUACCAGUCCGAGAUCGUCCCCACCGAGAUCCGUGGAUUCGUCGUAUCCACCUACCAGCUUGCCUUGCUCAGCGGCGGCCUCGUCAUCAAUCUUGUCUGCAGGGGUACCAGCACCAUCGACGGACAGGCCGCGUUCCGCAUUCCGUACGGUCUUUUCUACUUGAUCCCUCUGAUCUCGCUGUCCGGUAUCUGGUUCAUCCCCGAGAGCCCCGUUUGGCUGCAGACCAAGGGCCGGUCGGAAGAGGCUCGUGAGAACCUCGGCAAGUUUCGCCAGGGUGUCUUCUCUGAGCAGGACAUCGAGGAGCAGUACCAGCAGAUGCGCAUUGGUAUCGAGAUCUCGCAGGAGAAGGCGCGCUUCCUCGAGAUCUUCCAGGGCAGCAACCUGAAGCGUACGCUGCUCGUCGCCUUUGCCAACUUCUUCCAGCAAGCUACCGGUCAAGUGUUUGCCAGUCAAUAUGGCACCAUCUGGGUCAAGUCGCUCAACACAGUCAGCCCCUACAAUAUGUCUGUGAUUCUCGUCUGCGUGGAUAUGUUCACGACGGUCAUUGCCAUCUUCUCAGCUGAUCGAAUCGGUCGAAAGCCCUUGUUGUACACAGGCACGGCCAUCCAGACCGUCGCCUACUUGGUCAUGGGUGUCCUUGGCUGCUUUGCACCUACCAAGGAGCUCAAGCUAGGAAUUGUAUCCUUGCUCGCGAUAGCAUCCGCCGCCUUCGCCCUCGGCUUAGCCACUCUUAUCUACGUUAUGUCCACCGAGAUUCCCACACCGAGGCUCCGCGACCAUACCGUCCGGGUAGGCUUCAUCACCAAGGUCGCAACCAACUUCGUCGUCGGCUUCUCGGUCCCCUACAUCAUCGACCCCAAGUACGGCGGCCUCGACGCCAAGAUCGGCUUCAUCUUUGGCGGCAUGUGCUUCGUCAGCCUCUUCUUUAUCUUCUUCUGCGUGCCCGAGUGCAAGGGCCGGACCCUCGAGGAGAUCGAGCUCAUGUUCCGCCACGGCGUGCCGCUGCGCAAGUUCAAGACUUUCGACACCAGCACCCUCGUGGCGGCGGCCAAGGCGGACGACGAGGAGGGGGCGCUCAAGAAGGGUGGUCAGCCUGUGCAUGUCGAGACCAAUUUCACCGUCCUAUUCGGAGUAUCAGGUCACAUUGUUGCCAGGAACGCCUCCAUCAUGGCCUCGGAGAACAAGACGGACAAUCUGCCACAUGAUGGCCAGACGUUUGACUACAUCAUCGUCGGGGGCGGGACCUCCGGCUUAGUCGUUGCAUCGCGUUUGAGUGAGGACCAGGACGUCAGUGUCUUGGUCAUCGAGUCUGGGACAGAUCAAAGUGCCAACCCUCAGGUCUUGACCCCGGGCAUGGAAGUUGAGCUGCUCGACAAUGCCGAUCUCAGGUGGACCUUUGUCUCGCCUCCUCAGGCGACGCUCAACAAUCGACCCAUCAUCCAGGCCGCGGGCCGCAUGCUGGGUGGAAGCUCGGGCAUCAACGGCUUGGUGACCAUGUACCCGAGUCGGGCUAUUGUCGAUGCUUGGGGCGCACUCGGCAACAAUGGCUGGUCUUGGGAUACCCUUGCGCCCUACUAUCAUAAGUUUGCAGUGACGUCUGCACCUCCAGAAGCUCUGCAGUCUAAGGCUCGUGCACGACAAUACUACGAUGAAUCUGUAGCGAAGAAGGACGACGCGCCUGUGAAGGUAUCAUACAGCAAGGGAUGUACUGAUGAUAACUCGGCCUGGAUCGAUACCUUUGCUGGGAUGGGCAUGCAGAUGAAGGGUGACCUCAGAAAUGGAGCGACAAUCGGUGCUUUUCAGGAGGGCAGGACUGUUGACCCUGCAACUGGCAUGAGGUCGUAUGCCGCGCUGGCCUACCUCGGCGAAGAGGUCAGAAAGAGGCCGAACCUCAUAGUGCUGACUGAGAGCGAUGUGACUCGAGUCGUGAUCAAUAAGGGCGAAGCCAGCCAAAACGUCACUGCAAAUGGUGUCGUGGUUCGCACCUCGACUGGAACUGAGGUCACAUUCCGCGCCACUCGAGAGGUCAUACUGGCCGCAGGCGCCUUUCACACGCCGCAGAUUCUCGAGCUUUCUGGUGUAGGAGACAGAGCCUUGCUUGAGAAGCAUGGCAUUCAUGUCUACGUUGACAAUCCCAAUGUCGGCGAACAUAUCCGUGACCAUCCGAUGAUCUUGCUCUCCUUCGAAGCCUCAGACAAGGCGACAUCUCUGGACAUCCUCCGCGAUCCAGCCGUACUGCAAGCAGCUGUUGCCGAGCUCACGAGCGCCGGGGACGGCUUGCUCGCACGCACGGUAGCCAGCCAAGCCUUCACCCCUCUCGUGCACGCAUCCGGAGCCAUGGAUGCCCACGCAACCCAAAACCUCUUUGAGCAGCACCUCUCGGCUCCUUCAAAGGAGCAGGAGAUCCUUCGCAGUGUCUUUGAAGACCCGGAAAACCCAGUCCUUCACUUCAUUUUCGGCCCCGGGCAGGUCAGCGUGCCUCGCACCUCGUUCCGCGAAUUCUACAACCAGAGUGCCCCCGAGAACUAUCUGACUAUCAUGCUGCUGCCUGCCCACCCGUUCUCGCGCGGCGGCGUCCACAUCACGUCCGACAGGCUUGAGGACCAGCCCGCCUGGGACCCGCGGUACAACUCGGAGGCGAUCGACAUGGAGAUUGCGGCGCGGGGCGUCAUGUUCGUCGAGAAGCUUAUCACCACCAAGCCGUUUUCCGACCUGAUCCGGGACGGCGGCAAGAGGAUGCCCGACAUCAUCGCGAACGAUCUAGAGAAGGCGAGGGAGGUUGUGAGGCAGCGCGAGACGCCCGCGAUGCAUGCGACUGGAAGCUGUGGGAUGCGGCCGAGGCAGCAGGGCGGCGUGGUGGAUGAGAGGCUCCGCGUGUAUGGGGUCAAGGGUUUGAGAAUCGUCGAUGCCAGCGUGGUUCCAUUAGAGCCGCUGGGCAACAUUCAGUCGACGGUUUACGCUGUUGCAGAACGUGCUGCAGACUUGAUCAAGGAAGACCGUGUGAACGGCCUGCCUUGA